This is a messenger RNA of Mesocestoides corti, 672 nucleotides long. The record is from the annotation of a GenBank genome assembly. NCBI's taxonomy places the organism in Eukaryota, Metazoa, Platyhelminthes, Cestoda, Cyclophyllidea, Mesocestoididae.
AUGAAGUCGCUGUUCGUGGGGAUCGCCUUGUUGGUGGCUGUGGCCGUGGCUCAACGAGAGAAGGGCAAGGGAAAGGAGGAGACGACUAAUGAAUGCUCGACCCCGGAGUGUGAACAGCAUGCCAUCAUCCAACAGCAGAGAGGUCUUCUGCGUGAACUGGUGUAUAAGCUGUUCGGAGUACUCAACCGAAUGCAGAACUCCCUCUGCAACCAGCAGAUGCUUCUCGUUCACAGUGAACCAAGACAACCAAGGCAGACUCGAGAUUCGAGCGAGGCACGAAAAUUUGAACUCUACCAAGAGACUUUGCCCGUUACUGAGAGAAAGCUCAUGGCCUGCGGACACUCCAUCUGCUGGUAUCCUGGUUGUAGGACUGCCGACAUAGCCGGCCACGAAAUGGGUCUUGUUAGCACUGAGGUCUGUGAGUUGGAGUGUCGUUCCAUGUCCUGGCCCUACAACGACCUCCUCGAACUUCAUCCCCCACAGAGCGCGUCCGCGAUCCAAUCAGAAGACAAGUGGUUUGGUAUGGGAGCCAAACGGGGCAGGGAACAGUACACAUCACCAGAAUGCGACAAUUGGAUUUUCUGCAGACACGCUUCCUGUUAUGAGAAUCAUCAAAGCCAAAUGGGCUCCAAACGUGGACGUCAAGAUUCCCAGAAGGAGAAUGGGGAUUGA